Cornus florida is the source of this 1086-nucleotide messenger RNA. Its product is annotated as aquaporin TIP1-1-like. Gene Ontology annotation, molecular function: water channel activity. NCBI's taxonomy places the organism in Eukaryota, Viridiplantae, Streptophyta, Magnoliopsida, Cornales, Cornaceae. Gene Ontology annotation, biological process: transmembrane transport; water transport. Gene Ontology annotation, cellular component: plant-type vacuole membrane. The transcript has 2 exons. The coding region runs from base 7 to 849 and encodes 280 amino acids. The record is from RefSeq and is a predicted model, not a curated record.
AAUCGCAUGUACACACUACUUUGCAACUGUGACACUCGCACUGCGACACGCUUGCUCUAUCUCCACCGUCCGAUUAUCAAAUAUCCGGCGAUGCCUAUCCGUCAGAUAGCGAUCGGACACCCCCAUGAGACCUACCACCCGGACGCGCUCAGGGCGGCGUUGGCUGAGUUCAUCAGCACACUCAUUUUCGUCUUCGCCGGCGAGGGUUCCGGCAUGGCGUUCAACAAGCUGACUGACAACGGUUCCACCACUCCGGCGGGGCUCGUUGCUGCCGCAUUGGCCCACGCAUUCGGCCUGUUCGUGGCGGUUUCCGUCGGAGCCAAUAUCUCCGGCGGCCACGUGAACCCUGCCGUGACUUUCGGUGCCUUUCUCGGCGGCAACAUUAGUCUUUUACGUGGGAUUUUGUACUGGAUUGCUCAGCUACUUGGUUCCACAGUUGCUUGCUUGCUCCUCAAGUUCGCAACUGGUGGCUUGACGACAUCGGCAUUUGCUUUGUCCACCGGAGUAUCGGUAUGGAACGCGUUCGUACUUGAGAUCGUGAUGACUUUCGGCCUCGUCUACACCGUCUACGCCACCGCAAUCGAUCCGAAGAAGGGUGAAAUUGGGAUAAUUGCACCCAUUGCAAUUGGCUUCAUCGUGGGAGCUAACAUUCUUGCUGGUGGUGCCUUUGAUGGUGCAUCCAUGAACCCAGCAGUGUCAUUUGGGCCUGCUCUGGUCAGCUGGAACUGGACCAACCACUGGGUCUACUGGGCCGGGCCUCUUAUUGGUGGUGGGCUCGCCGGGGUCCUGUACGAGAUCUUCUUUAUUAGUCACAACUCUCACGAGCCCUUGCCCUCCACAGAAUAUUAAUGGAAGGUGAAGUGAAAUGAAAUGAAAUUUCUGGCAUGUAGUUGGUCUGGUCUAGUAUGGAGUAACAAGGCUUUUCAUUGUUUGUUUUUUUUUGGGUUUGAGGUCUUCUUUUUUUCUUUAUGUUUCUUUCAUUCAUGCUAGUUCUUAAUUUGGGGCGAUUGAUCUGUAUCAUCGGACCAUCAAUGUUACCCAAAAAUCAAUUGCUUUUAAUUUCUUAUUGCAUUUCAAUUUUUGUUA